UGUGACGCUACGUGGUGCUGCCUGGCGCUCAUUGCUGCCAGGUCCUUGCUGUUAGCCGUUUUAGAUCGAGGCGUUAUUGCUCCAGCUCAGAGCUGGUCUGAUACCAAUCUGCCACUACAAGCUGAGCGCGGCAAUGGCCCCGGCCAAGGCGUACAUCGCCGAGUUCGUUGGCACCUUCCUUCUGGUGUUCACCGUCGGGUGCAAUGUGCUCAGCAAGCAGAGCACUUGGGCCGGGAUGUCGAUCGGUUGCUCCCUGAUGGUCGGCAUCUACGCCCUGGCGCCGAUCUCGGGGGCGAACUUUAACCCUGCGGUGUCCGUCACGCUUGGCAUCGCUGGCAAGCUGCCCUGGAAGGACGUGGCCGUCUACUCGGUGGUGCAGGCGUCGGCAGGCGUGCUCGCGGGCCUUCUCUCCCACCUGAUGUUCGGGGCUCCCCUUGCCCUCGGACCUGCGGGCGGCUUCUCCUGGUGGCAGGCGGGUGUGUGCGAGCUCGUCUAUACGUUCAUGCUCUGCUUCGUGGUCCUCAACACCGCCUGCUCCGCGGCGAACGCGGGCAAGCAUCAGUUCUAUGGCCUCUCGAUUGGCUUCGUGAUCGUGGCGGGCGCGUACGGGGCGGGCGCCGUCUCUGGCGGCUGCUUCAACCCCGCCGUUGCGCUUGGUAUAGUUGGAGGCGGUUCGAGCUCGGGCUAUUUUCCGCUGUACGUCGUCUUCGAAUUAGGCGGCGCUGCGAUGGCGGCAUCACUCUUCAAGGUGGUGCGGCCCAAGGCCUUCGAGGAGGGGGAGGCGGCUGGGUUGAAGGCCAAGGUGACGUCGGAGGUCCUCGGAACCUACAUGCUUGUGCUGACGGUGGGUCUCAACGUCCUGGCGGAGUCCCCUGCUGGGGCUUUCUCUAUCGCCGCGUCGCUCAUGGUCAUGAUCUUCGCCCUGGGCGACGUGUCGGGGGGCCACUUCAACCCGGCGGUGACUGCUGCGAUCCUGGCGAUCAAGAAGAUCGAGGCGAAGGAGGCCGUCAUCUAUUGCGGCGCACAGGGGUUCGGCGGGAUUCUGGCGGCCUGCACUUACACUGCCAUCCACGGAGGGAAGAGCUUUCCCCUCGGCCCUAAAGACGGAUUUGGCUUGGGCGAGGUGGCCGGGGCCGAGGCCUUCUUCACUUUCGUUCUCUGCUUCGUCGUGCUCAGCGUCGCCUGCUCGCCCAGCGCGAGCAAAGGUGACUACUCGGAGGUAUUCGGGCUCGCCAUCGGCUCCUGCGUCACCGUGGGCGGCUUCGCCAUCGGCAGCGUCUCCGGCGGCAGCUUGAACCCUGCCGUGUCUUUCGGCAUCGCGGCGGGUGACGCGAUGGGCGCCUCCAAUUUCGGUGGCCUCCUCACAAUGGGCUGGCUCUACACCGUCUUCGAGCUGGCCGGCGCGGGCGUCGCGGCACUGGUGUACUUCCAGACGCACGCCGCACGAGGAGAAGGACAAGCCAAGACUACUCCUAAAAGCCUUCUUCCGUAUAAUGCCCGACUGCUUGCAGAACCGGUCGCUGCGCCCGCAGUGGCCCCGGCCAAGGCGUACAUCGCCGAGUUCGUUGGCACCUUCCUUCUGGUGUUCACCGUCGGGUGCAAUGUGCUCAGCAAGCAGAGCACUUGGGCCGGGGUGUCGAUCGGUUGCUCCCUGAUGGUCGGCAUCUACGCCCUGGCGCCGAUCUCGGGGGCGAACUUUAACCCUGCGGUGUCCGUCACGCUUGGCAUCGCUGGCAAGCUGCCCUGGAAGGACGUGGCCGUCUACUCGGUGGUGCAGGCGUCGGCAGGCGUGCUCGCGGGCCUUCUCUCCCACCUGAUGUUCGGGGCUCCCCUUGCCCUCGGACCUGCGGGCGGCUUCUCCUGGUGGCAGGCGGGUGUGUGCGAGCUCGUCUAUACGUUCAUGCUCUGCUUCGUGGUCCUCAACACCGCCUGCUCCGCGGCGAACGCGGGCAAGCAUCAGUUCUAUGGCCUCUCGAUUGGCUUCGUGAUCGUGGCGGGCGCGUACGGGGCGGGCGCCGUCUCUGGCGGCUGCUUCAACCCCGCCGUUGCGCUUGGUAUAGUUGGAGGCGGUUCGAGCUCGGGCUAUUUUCCGCUGUACGUCGUCUUCGAAUUAGGCGGCGCUGCGAUGGCGGCAUCACUCUUCAAGGUGGUGCGGCCCAAGGCCUUCGAGGAGGGGGAGGCGGCUGGGUUGAAGGCCAAGGUGACGUCGGAGGUCCUCGGAACCUACAUGCUUGUGCUGACGGUGGGUCUCAACGUCCUGGCGGAGUCCCCUGCUGGGGCUUUCUCUAUCGCCGCGUCGCUCAUGGUCAUGAUCUUCGCCCUGGGCGACGUGUCGGGGGGCCACUUCAACCCGGCGGUGACUGCUGCGAUCCUGGCGAUCAAGAAGAUCGAGGCGAAGGAGGCCGUCAUCUAUUGCGGCGCACAGGUGUUCGGCGGGAUUCUGGCGGCCUGCACUUACACUGCCAUCCACGGAGGGAAGAGCUUUCCCCUCGGCCCUAAAGACGGAUUUGGCUUGGGCGAGGUGGCCGGGGCCGAGGCCUUCUUCACUUUCGUUCUCUGCUUCGUCGUGCUUAGCGUCGCCUGCUCGCCCAGCGCGAGCAAAGGUGACUACUCGGAGGUAUUCGGGCUCGCCAUCGGCUCCUGCGUCACCGUGGGCGGCUUCGCCAUCGGCAGCGUCUCCGGCGGCAGCUUGAACCCUGCCGUGUCUUUCGGCAUCGCGGCGGGUGACGCGAUGGGCGCCUCCAAUUUCGGUGGCCUCCUCACAAUGGGCUGGCUCUACACCGUCUUCGAGCUGGCCGGCGCGGGCGUCGCGGCACUGGUGUACUUCCAGACGCACGCCGCAGAGGGGAAAUAGGAGAAUCGGAGUCGGCGUACGUUGCAGCGGCAUCGUGCGAGGACGAGUCGGGCGAGGAGGCGACAGGGAUGAGUAGUAGUCGGGCGAGGCGGCGGGAAGAACAAUGACACCCUUGCGGCACUGCUUGGGGCAUGCACUUUCGGAGGUCCGCUCGGAUUUUUCGCGUCGGCGGUGGGAGCCCCCCCUGGCGGUGCCUUCGGCGCCGCCCCUGGCGCGCUCCGCGCGCCGGGCGCGGGGCCAGCGCCGAUCCGAGACAUCCGCGUGAACCGCCGAGUUUUACGUUUAUGCAGACUUCUCUUCCUCUGUCCUCUCCGAUCUAAUCGUUUUUAUAUCAGGCGCCUCGUUUUGAGAGUCGGGCCUGCGCGGUACUGUUUCCCGAUGGUAGUUUGAGCCAGCGCCCAGAGUCCGAUGCGUGCGCUUGGCUUCCGUAUCAUUCUGGCACUGAUUCGGACAUGUAUGUCUAGGCUCCUCAGCCGCGGUUCAAGUAUUGGCUUUGCUUCGCCAUGUGCAAACACUCUUUGACGAGACCCGUCCUCGUCCAAACAAGUGUACAAGUUGGUGGAAGCGUCUGGUGCGCGUGGCUCGAUGCCAGCGAACCAUUUUCUUUGAGCUCAUGUGCCUCGUUCUGCCCCCUUUCUUUGUCUGCUCGUCUAGCACUAAUCCCGUGUCCUCCUCGUCCACCAGCUCCUCGUUGACUCCCUCGUGGGUCUCUCUCGCGCGUGAACUCGGCCUGCAAGAGCUGUGGCCAUGACCGGCGACCCCGAGAGGGUGUUGCACAGCGCUGGAUCAACUUUUUGAGGCGAAUUUUCGAGGCGAGAGUAGUGGGGUAGCAUCUUGUUCCUGACGCCUGAGUCUUGCUCGCGCUGCUCUCUCCACGUGUCUGUGCAGCCGUGAGGCUGGCGCAUCAGAAGACGAAUAAAACUUCCG
This is a messenger RNA of Prorocentrum cordatum, 3781 nucleotides long. NCBI's taxonomy places the organism in Eukaryota, Dinophyceae, Prorocentrales, Prorocentraceae. The record is from the annotation of a GenBank genome assembly.